This is a messenger RNA of Verticillium nonalfalfae, 1293 nucleotides long. RefSeq lists its product as uncharacterized. The record is from RefSeq and is a predicted model, not a curated record. Gene Ontology annotation, biological process: mRNA splice site recognition. The transcript has 6 exons. Gene Ontology annotation, molecular function: mRNA binding. NCBI's taxonomy places the organism in Eukaryota, Fungi, Ascomycota, Sordariomycetes, Glomerellales, Plectosphaerellaceae. The coding region runs from base 1 to 1293 and encodes 430 amino acids. Gene Ontology annotation, cellular component: cytosol.
AUGGACGGAAUGCAGCCUUACAACAACGGCACUCCGGGUGCCAACGGCGCAAACGGAGAUGGCUAUGGAACUCCCGUUGCUGCCGGUAUGGGUUAUCCGCCCAACGCCAACGAGCUCACUGGCCCUGGCAACUCCCCUGAUGGCAACAAGACAACCCUUUGGAUGGGAGAACUCGAGCCUUGGAUGGACGAGAACUUCAUCAAGGGUGUCUUUGCCACUGCCACCGGUGAGCAGGUCAAUGUGAAGGUCAUCCGUGACAAGAGCUCCGGCAAUGCUGGAUACUGCUUCGUUGAGUUCAACUCGACUGAUGCUGCCUCCAAGGCUCUUGCCCUCAACGGUACUCCGGUCCCUAACUCGGCCCGUAUGUUCAAGCUCAACUGGGCCUCUGGCGGCGGUAUCAACGAUCGCCGUGAUGACCGCGGUCCUGAGUUCUCCAUCUUCGUCGGCGACCUCGGCCCUGAGGUGAACGAAUUCGUCCUCGUCUCGCUGUUCCAGGCUCGCUUCCCCUCCUGCAAGUCUGCUAAGAUCAUGACCGAUGCUGUGACCGGACAGAGCCGUGGCUACGGCUUCGUUCGCUUCACGGACGAGCAGGACCAGCAGCGUGCUCUGGUCGAGAUGCAGGGCGUUUACUGCGGUAACCGACCUAUGCGCAUCUCCACCGCGACGCCCAAGAACCGUAACCACGGUCCCUACGGCGCUCAGCAGGGCCACCAGAUGCCUCCUGCCAUGCACCCUCACCAGCCCCAGGCUUUCUACGGUGUCCCCCCCGGUCCCCAGUUCAACCAGGGCUAUGGCGCUGCUCCCCAAUUCCAGCAGCAGCAGAUGAACCAGUUCACCGACCCCAACAACACUACGGUUUUUGUUGGUGGCCUUUCUGGCUACGUUACUGAGGAUGAGCUUCGUAGUUUCUUCCAGGGCUUCGGUGAGAUCACCUACGUCAAGAUUCCUCCUGGCAAGGGCUGCGGCUUUGUGCAAUUUGUCCACCGCCACGCCGCUGAGAUGGCCAUCAACCAGAUGCAAGGAUACCCCAUCGGUAACUCUCGCGUCCGUCUCAGCUGGGGCCGCUCGCAGAACAACUCGGGCGUCGGUACGCCUUACCGCCCUGCUCCCCCCCCUCCCCACUACUUCGGUCCUCCGGGCCCCGGUGGCCCUGGCUAUGGCCCUCCCUUCGGCGGCCCUCCUGGCCCUCAGGGUCCUCCUGGUCCUCCUCAGGGCCCUCCUGGCGGCGGUCCUCCUCAGCAGCCUGUUGGCGUCUCGGCGAAGCGGAGUUUGGGAUCUGGUCAAGGCAUUUGA